CAAUUUUGUCUGACUAUAAGAAUAGAAAAAAAAAGGGUAAAUUCUGUGCUACAGACGCUGAAAAAUGCCACGAGUCUCUUAGAGGAAGGCGAGAGUUGGAUCAAGACUUACUUGCUCAACAAAUAAGAAUAUUUUCACCAACAAUAACGAACGCAACUCAACGAGUAAUGGAUGGUUCUUGGCGAUAUGGUUUGGUUUUCUUGGUGGUUUUAUCUUUGUUUCUAUUUUUGACGGAUCAAACGUCUGCCAUACGUUACGCAGGAGAACCAGUAGAAUGCGAUGCAAUGGAACUGGAAAAAGUGGGAUGCUUUACUGACGACCAGCAGGUUCCACGUCCACUGCCCAAGAUGCUUUUCACUAACGUUAAUGAAACAAGCCCGUAUUUCUCUGGAGUAAAAGUGAAUGAACCAGACCCUGAUAGUUACAUGAUUAACCUGAUCUGUAUUUGUGCACAAGAAGCGUUGUACAAAGGGUAUAACAUGUUUGGACUGCAGCACUACGGUGAAUGCUGGUCAGGAAGAAACAUAAUCACAUUUCAGAAUUUUAACCGAAACGGACCUUCUACUCACUGCAUAACAUGGAAAGGAAAGCCAUGUAAGAAAGGACUGGACUGCAUUGGUGAAGACAACACUAACUUUGUGUAUAAAGUCAAAGAUAAACCACUACCAACGAGUUCUGCAACAAGCACUGCGAAAAGCACAGGAAGCCCAACUCAACCUUCCUCGAAACCUUUGACAACCAAGAAAAUAGCAAAACCAACAAAAAAUGUCCCGUUCCACACUCCUUCGGGAGCUGCCACCAGUACUCCCAAGAGCACAGGGAGCCCAACUAAACCUUCUUCGAAACCCUCGACAACCACAGCAAAACCAGCAAAAAGCUUCCCGCCCCCUUCUCCUUCGGGAUCUGGUACAAGUACUGCAAAAAGCACAGGGAGCCCAACUAAACCUUCUUCGAAACCCUCAACAACCACAGCAAAACCAGCAAAAAGAUUCCCGUCCCCUUCUCCUUCGGGAUCUGGUACAAGUACUGCAAAAAGCACAGGGAGCCAAACUAAACCUUCUUCGAGACCCUCGGCAACGACAGCAAAACCAGCAAAAAGUUUCCCCUUCCAUUUUCCUUCGGGAUCUAGCAUACCUUAUGUACCAAUACCAUACCAGAUGCCAUCUUACCAAGUACCCCAAUCCAUCACAUACCCAACAUGUCCUGUGUUUUCUUGCCCUACUACAUGCUAUCCUGCUUGUACUAUUGCAUGUUGCCGCUCUAAACUUACCAGGAAGACCAAAGCCAAGAGUCACCAUAAACGAGCGGUUUUGGCUAAUCUAAACGAGGCCCAAGGUUUUUAAACAUAAUGCAUUGUGGUCUAGCUUGGGUAUAAAUAAUGAAUGGACCUUUAGCACGUGGCUGCCAUGUUAACUGGAACAAUAGAUUUCCUCCACGUUGCCUCGCAUUCAAGCGAAAUUCAGGAUUAUGUAAAGCGUGAUUAAACAAAUAUUUUUAUUUUAAAGCCAAUAAAACGUUUGCAUGAUGGCGCUAUUUGAGUCCUAUCACUUAUUCAUAAUUCAUUGAGAAUAUUAAGAAAAUUGGUGGUAAUUAACUGAACAAAAAAGUGUGCAAGGGACUCUGGUAGUUGUAGUCAAAUAACGCCAUUAUGAAAACGUCUUGCUAAGGAAUGAUAAGGUCCAUAUACCAUAGUUGGAAAAUGUUUGUACUCAAGCUAGACCACAAUGCACCAUGUUCGCUAUCUCUGAAAAGGCCUAUGCGUAAAUAAUGAUUAACUUGUGUAAGAAUAAUAAUAAGUGGUUUUCGAUGUAAGUUUUUGAAUGACUCUCUCUUUGAAGAUCGCUGCUGAAAAUUCUUAAUAAAAAUAAUAAUGGUAA
Actinia tenebrosa (Australian red waratah sea anemone) is the source of this 1877-nucleotide messenger RNA. RefSeq lists its product as uncharacterized. NCBI's taxonomy places the organism in Eukaryota, Metazoa, Cnidaria, Anthozoa, Actiniaria, Actiniidae. The record is from RefSeq and is a predicted model, not a curated record.